Molecule: messenger RNA, 2395 nt
Organism: Hevea brasiliensis (rubber tree)
Lineage: Eukaryota; Viridiplantae; Streptophyta; Magnoliopsida; Malpighiales; Euphorbiaceae
Product: wall-associated receptor kinase 2-like
Exons: 3
Coding region: 13-2082 (689 amino acids)
Biological process (GO): protein phosphorylation; cell surface receptor signaling pathway
Cellular component (GO): plasma membrane
Molecular function (GO): ATP binding; protein serine/threonine kinase activity; polysaccharide binding
Source: RefSeq, a predicted model, not a curated record
CUAAGGAAAACCAUGGGAUUGCAUACAGAGAUGCGCCUCUUGUUAAUUCACUGGCUGUUUCCGUUAUCAUUAGCAGCUGCAGCGGCAGUAGCAGAGUUAACACCAACACCUCUUGCAAAACCUGGCUGCCCACACGUUUGCGGGAACCUUAGCAUCCCAUACCCAUUUGGCACUCGCAAAGGAUGCUUCCUAGAUGAUAAUUUCUUGAUAACCUGCAAUGCCACCACCAAUAAGCCAUUUUUGACAGAUGGAAACAUAGAAGUCCUAGACAUAUCACUUGAUGGUCAGCUUCGAAUCUUCUCCUGGGCGGCCUACGAUUGCUAUGACAAGAACGGGAAUCAGCUUUCUUAUUUUGAACCAUGGACCACGUUAUCCAAAUUCACCCUCUCAUUUUCCCGGAAUAUGUUUAUUGCAGUAGGUUGUGACAGUUAUGCAUGGGUUCGAGAUUACUGGGGAGAUACCUACGCCACUGGAUGUUUGUCUAUCUGUUACACAAAUGAUUCGGUGGUGAAUGGGUCUUGCUCUGGUAUUGGCUGCUGCCAAACCUCCAUUCCUAAAGGCGUAAAGAAUUUCAAUAUUACUGUGACAAGCUACAACAACCACACAAGAGUAAUGGACUUCAACCCCUGCAGCUACGCCUUUGUUGUUGAAGAUGGUAUUUAUAAAUUUUCUACAUUAGAUCUUGUUAAUUUUCAAAAAGAGGGGUUCCCUGUGGUACUUGAUUGGGCAAUCGGAAAUAAGAAUUGUAAAGAAGCUAGAAAGAACACAACAGCUUAUGCAUGUAAGGAGAAUAGCGUGUGUCUUGACUCUGAUAAUCAACCUGGGUAUCUUUGUAACUGCUCCAGUGGUUACAAGGGGAAUCCUUACCUCGCAAAUGGUUGCAAAGAAAUUGAUGAGUGCGAGGAUCCUAGCCUCAACAAAUGCAUAAGUACCGCAAAUUGUCUAAACAUAGUGGGAAGCUAUACAUGUUUCUGUCCCAAGGGUUACCAUGGAGACGGAAGAAAUGAUGUUAGACUAAUUUUAUUUGUAGGUGCAAGUAGUGCCGUUUCCCUUCUAUUUGUGAUCAUCUCAUUUGUAUCAUGGGGACUUCAAAGAAGGAAAAUCAACGAGCUUAAAAAGAAAAACUUCAGAGACAAUGGUGGGCCAGUUUUGAAACAAUUACUCUCCAAGAUUGAAAGAACUGCAGAGAAAGCUAAAAUUUUCACCGAAGAUGAAGUCAAAAAGGCAACCAAUAAUUUUAAUGCAAGUCAAAUUGUGGGCAAAGGAGGGUUUGGGAUAGUUUACAAAGGAACUUUAGAUAAAAAAUUAGUAGCAAUCAAAAAGUCCAGAUUUAUGGACCAUGAUCAGAUUGAACAAUUUGUUAACGAGGUGUUCGUUCUCUGCCAAAUCAAGCAUCCAAGCGUGGUAAAACUCAUAGGUGUUUGCUUGGAAACAUCGGUUCCCUUAUUAGUAUAUGAGUUCAUUGGCAACAAGACCCUCCAUUACCACAUACACAAUGAGGUUGGUGGGUCCUCCAUGCCAUGGAAAACUCGUCUGAGGAUUGCAGUGGAAACUGCAGAUGCACUUGCACAUAUGCACUCUGACGCUCCCAUACAUAUCAUUCAUAGAGAUGUUAAAUCUGAAAACAUACUUCUUGAUGAUGAAUUCCAAGCCAAAGUAUCCGAUUUCGGAGUUUCAAGAUUGGUUCCUUUGGAUCAAACUCAGGUAUCUACAUUGGUUCAAGGAACACUUGGAUACAUAGAUCCUGAAUACUUACUUACAAGCUUGUUGAAUGAAAAGAGCGAUGUGUAUAGCUUCGGGGUUGUCCUUUUAGAGCUAUUGACAGGACAGAAAGCACUUUCUUCUGAUAGGCCAGACAAGGACAAAAGUCUGGCUGCCUUCUUCAUUGACUCAAUGAAAGAGGACCGCCUAUUUGAAAUUCUCCAUGAACGAGUGAGAAAUGAAGGAAACUCGGAGCAGCUUAAGGGGGUUGCUGAGCUCGCAAAACGCUGCUUAAGAAUCAAGGGAGUGAAAAGGCCUACAAUGAAGGAAGUAAAAAGUGAGCUUGAGGAACUAAUGAUGGGCAAAUGCGUUCAUGUUUAAGUUGCCACUGAUAUUGAAGAGACAGAGCCCCUGCUUGGUCCACCAACCAAGUCCUGCAACACUAGCGUGUCGCUUGGGCCUGAUAGCAUAAAGUUUCAAGCAGCCAUGCAGUUAGAGAGUGGACGUUGACAAUCCUCAAUAUACAUAAAUAUAAGUUGUAUGAUUAUGUCUAAACUCCACUACGAGUGCUAUGUGUUUGUCUUUGUUUAUGUAUGUGUAAUUUGAUGUGAGACACAAUAUUGCAUUUGUGCAAUAACCUCAAAAUCUACCAAGCUGAAUGUUUUGAAUUAAUAUAAUCCGCUUUCAGACGUAA